Messenger RNA from Gadus macrocephalus (Pacific cod), 1556 nucleotides. It is a transcript of the gene fip1l1a, whose product is annotated as FIP1 like 1a (S. cerevisiae). The transcript has 12 exons. Gene Ontology annotation, cellular component: mRNA cleavage and polyadenylation specificity factor complex. NCBI's taxonomy places the organism in Eukaryota, Metazoa, Chordata, Actinopteri, Gadiformes, Gadidae. The coding region runs from base 423 to 1517 and encodes 364 amino acids. Gene Ontology annotation, molecular function: RNA binding. The record is from RefSeq and is a predicted model, not a curated record.
AGCUGUGUGAUUCAGACCAACUGAUAAUACUGAUAAUCAGGUCAAUAUGUUCCCAUAUAUUAUACUCAUAUGAUGCAGCUAUAUAAAAAUAUUUAUUAUUAUUAUCAUUAUUAUAUCGAUCACACCAGAAUUUCCUGAUUUUUAUUAAAACGAACGUAAAUCAUGAAAUGGGUGAAUAUAAAGAUUUACCGGUAAUUCGACUGAUGUUCAUUGUGUCACUUUAGGUAAACUGUUAAACGACUGUUGCACUCCCUCGUCCCCAUAGAAACACGGCGUUAACUGUCAAAUCGCUCAUGUUGCGCUAAACUCUUGAUUGACCUCUUAAUCCGUUUUGGUUUCUUUUGAUCAAGAACAUAAUUAACGAUUGUUAAUCUAACAAUCGUCAAACAAUACACAUCCAAACAUAACAUUUUGAUGUUACAAUGUCCGAAUUGGAUUUGGACAACAUGUGGGAGGAGGAAGAGGAUGGAUGGCUGUAUGAAGGAAUUGAAACCAGGGAUAAUACAGAUGAAAUGGAAAUAAUAUACUGCACAGCCACAGCACAUGAAACUGCAAAGGAUCAUGGGGGUGAGAUGGAAACGCAGAAUGCAGAGGGAGACAACCCAGAGGAAGACAGCAACCAAGAUAAUGAAGAUGAUGAUGAUGACGAUAAUGAUGUUUGUGUCACCAUAGGAACCAUAAAUGCAGGAGCCUCAUCGUUAUGCACCAUAAAAUCUCACAGUAUUCGAUCCACAUCCUUGACAGUUGGAUCUGGGGGAAGGCCCAAUCCUAUAGCCAAGGCUCUGGACCUGAACGCCCUGGGCGACGUCCAGGGAAUCCCCUUGCUGUGGGUGGACAUCGAGGAGAAACCGUGGAGGAAACCUGGUGCCGACAUUUCAGAAUACUUUAACUACGGCUUUAAUGAGGACACCUGGAAGGCCUACUGUGGGAAACAGAGAAGAAUCAGAGGAGGUUGGGAGAACUUCUCUGCGUCUUCCAGAAUGAAGGUCCAGAGGGGGCGUACAGACCCAGCAAACAAAGAAUUCCUGUUUGAUCGUCCCUCAUUAUGCUCUGUAUACCAACCAGAUCUGAGGAGGUGGAGUGGCGCUAUCGAUGUGAUUGGAGGACAAACUGCUACCCUCAGCAGGCAGGAAGGGCGCAGACGUAACCGAGGAAACGCCAAACAGGUGCUCUCUGAGGCGUCACGUGAUUCGUCGGCCAAUAAGAUGAUUUCCUUCCUCCGGCCCAACAUCCCCCCGCCCCCUCUACCCCCCCCCCUGCCCGAUGUCAGCUCUGGUGCUCAGCUUCUCCUCCUGCAACGGUGUCUCUCGCCUCCUCCUCCAGGGUUCUCUUCCAUGGACAGGAUGCACUAUAAAAGCAGGAGAGACUUGGAGAGUAACCGGGAGAGAGAGAAAGGCCGGGCAAGAGAGCCCGGAUCGACCAUGGUUGCAACUAGGAACACACACAGGCAAGAAAACACUGAAACCAAACAGAUAAUGAGAGAGAGAGAGGGAGAGAGAGAGAGAGAGAGAGAGUGAGAGAGAGAGAGAGAGAGAGAGAGAGAGAGAGAGAGAGAG